AGAAGUCAUUGAAGAAGAGAGAGAGAGAAGUAGUAAUAAUAAUAAAGCUCGAACUUGAUUCUCCUGUAACGCUUCUUCAAUCACCGAUUUUAGUGAGAGAAAUCUCUUACGGCGGUUUAACGGUUUCCGUAUUUCCGAUCUCAUCGACUGGAAGCUGAAAAGCCAGCGGCAGGGUAACGUUUCUGCAAGUUUAUAGGCAGCAUCAUUAUUAUAGCGGGGAAGUAUAUAGCUGCUUGGAUUGAGCUGAAAUUAGCGAGUUUAAGAGGAAGGAUUAUGUGCUUCGAUUCAUGAUUUGAAGGUUCUUUUUAUCUUUUUUGACUCGUGCUUUCAAUCAUGGAGAAUCAAGGGUCGUUUUCGCAGCAAAAUUCCUUAGUUGAUAACUUGUUGUAUACGGAGCUAUGGAAGGCUUGUGCAGGUCCACUGGUGGAAAUUCCACGGAGAGAAGAGAAAGUUUACUAUUUCCCUCAAGGACAUAUGGAACAAUUGAAGGCAUCAACUACAAAUCUGAAAUUGAAUCAGAGGAUUCCUAUGUUCAAUCUUCCUUCGAAGAUCCUGUGUCGUGUGUCGCACGCUGAGCUUAAGGCUGAGCCAGAAACGGAUGAAGUGUAUGCACAGAUUACUUUGUUGCCGGAACAAGAUAAAACGGAAUCUUUGAGUCCUGAUGUAUCCAUCUCUGAAACUUUGAAGCUUCCCACAGUUUAUUCAUUCACCAAGGUUUUAACUGCCUCAGAUACAAGCACCCAUGGAGGGUUUUCAGUUCUUCGGAAACACGCCACUGAAUGCCUUCCUCCACUGGAUAUGACCCAACCAAUACCUACACAAGAACUGGUAGCAAGGGACUUGCACGGCUGUGAAUGGCGUUUCAAACACAUCUUUCGUGGCCAACCACGGAGACAUCUGCUGACUACAGGCUGGAGCACUUUUGUUACAUCAAAGAGACUUGUUGCUGGGGAUACCUUUGUAUUUCUGAGAGGAGAAAAUGGUGAAUUGCGUGUUGGUAUUAGACGUGCCGCUUCUCAGCAAAGCUCCAUGCCUUCGUCUGUGAUUUCUAGUCAGAGUAUGCAUUUGGGAGUGCUCGCAACUGCAAAGCAUGCUGUUGUUACUGAAUCCCGAUUUGUUGUUUUCUACAAGCCCAGGACAAGUCAGUUCAUUGUAAGCUUGAACAAAUUUAACGAAGCUGUCAAAAGAGGAGUCUCGAUUGGAAUGCGGUUCAAAAUGAAGUUUGAGGGAGAGGAUACUCCUGAGAGGAGUUUUACAGGCACAGUAGUGGGUGUAGAUGAUAUUUCCCCUCAGUGGGAGGGUUCUAAUUGGCGGUCCCUGAAGGUUCAUUGGGAUGAACCUGAACCUGCAUCAGUUCAAAGGCCUGAAAGGGUUUCACCCUGGGAAAUAGAACCCUUUGUGCAAUCCAUUCCUCCUAACCUCGUGCAGACAAACACGGCAAAGCAUAAAAGGGCGCGUCCAACAAAUGAAACUCAUGUACUUGAUAAUACAUCGUCAGCUGCAUCGGCUGUCUGGAAUCCAUCACAUGGUUCAAGUCAACUAACAUCCAUGGCUGAAUCUCAAAAGAAAGUAACUAUUGCUAAUAGCAACAACAUGUUGGACGGCAACUGGAUAACUGCGUCGCAUAUGAACAGUAAUAAGCCAAACCCAACUGCUGACGAAGUAGAAGAUAACAAGGGAGGUCCUUCUAGAUGGUCUGUUGCUUCAAGUUAUUCUCCUUUGCACAUAGCAGCACGAAACCAAAGAAAUGACGGUCCUCCAUCCAAUCCGUGUGGUGAUCAGAAUUCAGAGUCAGUUUCUCGCUGGCGGUUAUUUGGUGUCGAUUUGAAUAGCCCUUCUGUUGGUAAGGUUCCUCCACCACCAACAAGCGAUGAGCCGUUAUCGGGUAAUCUUUCACUUGUUGAAACAGAGCAGAAGUCUGAUCUUUCCAAGGCAUCAAAGGAACAGGGGUUGACAAAAGAUCUGCAGAGUAAGCAGAAUAAUAUUAGCUCAACUAGAUCUCGCACCAAGGUCCAACUGCAAGGAAUGGCAGUUGGUCGGGCUGUUGACUUGAGUGCAUUAAAAGGGUAUGAAGAUCUUAUAAAUGAUCUGGAGAAAAUGUUUGGUAUACAGGGAGAGCUUCAGGAACGUAGUAAAUGGCAGAUUGUAUUUACCGACGAUGAAGGAGAUAUGAUGCUUAUGGGCGACGAUCCAUGGCCGGAAUUCUGCAACAUGGUGCGAAGGAUCUUCAUAUGUUCAAGCCAAGACGUGAAGAAAAUGAAAGCAGGGAGCAAGCUUCCAUCGUCGGCAGUUGUAGACAGUGAGGGAGGGAUUGUUUUCAGCAGCAGCUCAGACCCGGACGAAUCCUAGGUUUCUUACCCAAAUUCUGUCUUUUUGUGGGUGUUUAUUUAUUUUUGGUUUUUGGUUUUAUUUUGGGAGGGGGGUUUCUAAUUUAGGAUCUUAGACUUUCCAGUGGGCGGGGAUUAAAGCUGGCCCUUCCUAUAAUUAGGUGUUAUUUGUAAUGGAUCUUUGGUAUCUGAGUCCUGUAAGAUUAUCAUAUGAUUAGAUUUUAGAGACUUAAGAAGGAAGAAGUACCAAAUGAGACCCUUGACUUAAUUUUUUAGGAAUGGAAAGCAGCAGUGUUAGUAGAAGAAGAACACCACCAACACCACCACCACCUGUGAAUAUCAUCCAUCAUAAAUGUUUUUUAUGUUUAGUUUCUUGUCUUCUUUUGGUGAAUAUGGGUUGUCAAAAAGUGCUGGUAAAAGAACACCACAUGUACUGUUACUAGCCUUGUUGUUGGUAUUGUAGUAGUAGUAAUCAAAAUGAGUGGGAAAUUGUGUAA
This is a messenger RNA of Impatiens glandulifera, 2824 nucleotides long. RefSeq names its product auxin response factor 9-like. The record is from RefSeq and is a predicted model, not a curated record. The coding region runs from base 334 to 2349 and encodes 671 amino acids. Gene Ontology annotation, cellular component: nucleus. NCBI's taxonomy places the organism in Eukaryota, Viridiplantae, Streptophyta, Magnoliopsida, Ericales, Balsaminaceae. The transcript has 14 exons. Gene Ontology annotation, biological process: regulation of DNA-templated transcription; response to hormone. Gene Ontology annotation, molecular function: DNA binding; protein binding.